Molecule: messenger RNA, 531 nt
Organism: Hyaloscypha bicolor E
Lineage: Eukaryota; Fungi; Ascomycota; Leotiomycetes; Helotiales; Hyaloscyphaceae
Exons: 1
Source: RefSeq, a predicted model, not a curated record
AUGACGAGCGAUGAUGAAUACUGCAAGGCCUUGGAUAUUCCUGCGCCAACUCUUUUCGCAAUUUACGAGCGCCUUCUUCUUAGGCUUCAAAGCAGACCAAAAUCGACUCAAGCUCUCGUUAAGUCUGUGCUGAUAUGGAUCCUCUUUCCCCCUCGUUCAUUAAGCAUGAAGGAACUAUGCGAGGCUGUCACCAUACCUACUGGCAGCAAAGAAAAGCCAAGUCCAGUAGCGCUCAACCAAAUUCGAAAAUUCUGCAGUAGCUUAAUUCGGGAGGCUGCUAACGGCAAUCACCUUGAAGCCGCCCACUUCACCGUCAAAGAAUUUUUCAACACUAUCACCAAAGAAUCUCAUCCGCAUAUUUCUUACUUUUGUUUGUCAAAAGAAGAGGCUUACCUUGAAUUCAGUAAGGUUUGCUUGACGUAUCUCAACUUCAAGGAUUUUCAGAAACAUAUUCCGCCCUUUGAAUCUCUACUAGAUGCAUUCGAGGGCUAUCCAUUUUAUGGCUAUGCAGCUUAUUUCUGGAUCAGCCAU